Papaver somniferum (opium poppy) is the source of this 1195-nucleotide messenger RNA. RefSeq lists its product as uncharacterized. The record is from RefSeq and is a predicted model, not a curated record. The coding region runs from base 192 to 920 and encodes 242 amino acids. The transcript is spliced from 4 exons. Lineage: Eukaryota; Viridiplantae; Streptophyta; Magnoliopsida; Ranunculales; Papaveraceae.
AAACCCCUCAAAAGGCAAAGCCAAAACAAACUCUGACAUUGUAGGUUCAGUCCCAUAACCCCUCUCAGUCUCUCUCUCUCUCUCACUCUCAACUUCAAUACAGAGAAUUACCCUAGACCUAGAGAAGGAGGAUUGAAACUUGCAGCCUCUCCUUCAAAACCCUUACUUCUCCUUCAAGAUAGAGCAAAAUCAUGGGAACCUCUGCUACCAUUCUGUGUUUACUAGUUAUCUUGAAUUUCAUGUUUCAGCACUCUAUUUCAGAAACUAUACUGGUUGAUGGAGCUACAGAAUGGAAAAAUCCUAGUGUUCAUAUUGGAGAUUCUCUUGUAUUCAAACACAAAAAUCAGUACAAGCUCUACAUUUUCCAGAACAAAAAUGCUUUUGAUGUCUGCAACUUCUCUGAAGCUAUUCUUCUCACAAAACCCAACUCUGAUUCUUACAUGUGGAAUCCAUCACGCCCAGGUUUCUUCUACUUCACAUUCAACGAUGGGUCUCUAAAAAGCUGUGAAGAAAGUGAAAAAUUCCCAAUAAGGGUAUAUCCAAAACCACCUCCAAAUGGAGAUUUACUAGCACCAAAAUUCUCACCAUUACCAGCACCAUCACCAACAUCCGGUGGGAUAGUUUCGUCUUCACCAGCGCAUCACUGGCAUUUAAUUUCUCCUCAACCAAGUUCGUUUGCUCCAUCCCCAAAUUCCGCCAACGCUCCGGUAACAAUCCAGUCGGAGUUUCCCGGCAAAGGUGGUAGUAUGCCAUUUAUUAAUAGUAAUCCGGCCAUUCCUUUACCUACUGGUGAGACUGAUGCUACUGUUAUACGCCCAUUGCCAGCAUCUCAUGGUCAUGGCAGACAGCUGGUGGUGGGGUUGAUUGGAAUUCAAGUUCCUAUUCUCAUGAGUUGUGUGAUGUGGUUAAUGCUAUACUGAACUUCUUGUUCUAGUGUUUAUUUGGAGCGGCAGGGAGAUGUUUUUUUUUUUUUUGGUUUACCUUGUAAGAAAUGUGUCUGAAAUCAACUUUAGAUCAGGUAAUAUUUGUAUGUAAUUCUGGCUUUUGGAAAAUUCUAAGUCUUGCAGCAUCUUGUGUGCCAAAGUUUUGUGUAAUACAUUUUGGGUUUUACACUUUUGUUCCGGACAAAAAAGAACAAUUACUGCCUUGUCAUUUCUUUCCUUCCGAUGGUUUGAUUUGAACAAACAUUAUUCAA